Lingula anatina is the source of this 4576-nucleotide messenger RNA. RefSeq lists its product as uncharacterized. NCBI's taxonomy places the organism in Eukaryota, Metazoa, Brachiopoda, Lingulata, Lingulida, Lingulidae. Gene Ontology annotation, molecular function: signaling receptor binding. The record is from RefSeq and is a predicted model, not a curated record. Gene Ontology annotation, cellular component: extracellular region; cell surface. Gene Ontology annotation, biological process: anatomical structure development.
CUAGACUUGUGGCCGCAGUCAGUGAAGGGAAUUACCUUGUCUUUGUCACCUGAUUAACCAACGAGUGACUCAAAACUCAAACACCUUAGUUGGUGGCAAAUUAAGCGUAAAGAAGGAGUCGGCUCUCAGGAGGCGGGACGCGUCAUUUACUUAAUCAUUCCCUGGGGACCCCUCCACGAGAGAGAAGCCUAUGUUUAACGGUCUAGCAUCGGAUUCUUGGGGACGAGGUGUUCAUUGGCCAUUGUUAUCUAUUAUAAAGCCAUUAUCAGUCAAUUAACAUGGUUAGGUGAAAUAGGGGUUGUCCUCCUUUUGAUAAGAAAGUGACCGGACGUGACCUUUUGAUCGGACACCCACUGGUCAUUAUUAGGAAAUUCCAAUGUUAUGUUCUAUUAAUCACUGACCAUGCUUGGUCUGCCACUGAGGGACGCUGUGGAUCUGUAAACAUUGCUGGACACGGGGUUACAAUACGCGGGUCUAGAGGGCUAGCCGUUUACGCUCCCCGGCCUUUGUUAUUGUGUAAUACGUUAAAAUAACGCAUAGUCCGAGCUAUAAUUGAUCCACACGCGCCAUCUUUGACCAGCUUGGUGUUUCUUGACUCUGAAUAUUUGGAUUAAAUUAACGGUGUUAAACACCAGAUCAAAAGAAGAGAAAAGACAGGAGAAAAUUACGUUAUUAUCCGCAUCGCCCGUGGCAUAGCGGAACAUUUAUCCUGCACAAUCACUCUCACGGGUGACCGGUAUUAAACACAAGGUGACAAUCACCGACGUCCGGCCGCGGAGGGACCUCCCUUCUCGCACGAGACCGUCGGCGCCAGGCGAGCAGGGCCUUUCUUCUUCUUAAUGUUGCGUAUUUCAAUAAAUAAAGGAAAUGAAAAUGUCGUGCUCCCGAUAUCGUCCCGUGGCGUGUUGAUGUUAAAGGUGUGAACACGGGGGAGACAUCCCACACCUUACCGUCUCUCCUCUCUCCCUCUCAUCCCGUCCACUUCUCUGGUUGGCUGGUUCGUUCCUGCCUUAAUGGUGACGGCAGAUAGAGGUCGGUGUGCUGAUAUCUGAGGCAGCAGUUGGUCCGUGUGUUAGCUUACCUGAACGUGGUGAGAUCCCGGUAGCUGAACCACAGCCACAGCGUCUUAAUGCGGGCUACGUGAGGUUACGCUACAGAGAAACCAAACGCUGCUGAUUUUGAGGCUUACUUCAGAAGAACUGAGACCAGUGCAAAUAUUUCAUUCCGCGUGUAUUGUUUUUAUUAGAAGGCAACUGCGGAGACUGGAGUGUUUUUACUGAGAUCCACAGAGAGGAGGAAAACCGCAUGAAAAUCCGAUACAUUUUCUUCUGCUUACUUUGACCGUCUGUGUAGGGGCGGCCGUAGCGGUUAUCCCGUGAGGCUUGGAACGCAAAGAUUGUUAACAGUGCGGAGGAACAAUCAGUUUACACGCACCGCGUGAAAAGCUAUUGUAUGCAAAACCCUUCCCCUCUUCCACACAAGCUGUGCUGCACGCUUUCAUACGAAGUGGUCACUCGGCGAAACUAGCAACAGAUUUUGUGAGUCAGUGAAAAAAUGAUUGAAUUUAAGUCUCUGAGCCACAAACAGACGCGGAUACCUGCCUGGUUCACCAAGUAAACUCCUAAGUGAGCACCGCUAGCUUCCAGUUACCGUGCGCACGCUGGCAGCGCUUGGUUAGCCUGGGAGUUUUACGUUAACUGGCUGAUGUUCAAAUCAGAGGUCCUCCUGCUACGAGUUCCUGAGUUCUCACAGUGUCUUUCAAGUUUGUUUUCUCUCUCUCUGGUUUAUUGUCGCCUGCUUACUGCAACGAGAAGGGUUACAAAAUUAGAGGAAGGUUGGAAAAUCUUGAACGCCGUGACUGCGGUGUCAUUCAAUGAGGAAGCAACAUUUAUUACAGAAUAGAGUUGGAAACAGAAACUGAGAGAAAACCUAUUUCAACCCAGCACCAAGACCUCGGACAGGUCACUGCUAACCCACAGUACGUCCAGGCUGUGUUGAUAGAAAGAUAGACACGAACGCGGGCUCACGUAUUAACUACGCCCGGGUGCAUUAUGAUUUCAGGACGUAUUCAGCCCCGUAUAACCCGGCGUCACCGGACAAUUGUUCAUAAAAUGUACUGGGCCUUGCUAUCGCUGCUCAUCCUUGCGCAGCACGGGGAGGGGUGUAUCCUCCUGCUGAACGGAUGGAUGCCCCUAGGAAUCCCAGAGCGUGCCAUGUUAGCAGAUGUAGUGGCCACGGGGUACACUGACAAGACGUACAAGGCCAGUCGCACGCGGGCAGGCACCUACGUUGCCCAGUUUAAACUGCUAAGUAUCCUUAAAGGUGGGAAAAUUAUGUCGGGGAUGGGGAAGGAAAACUCCAUACACUCUCAUAAACAUAUGCAGCAAUUGCAGCAGCAUCAUUUUUACAAUAUCAGUAAUUUUGGAGAUAAAACAAUGUGCUAUGCGGAUGUCCACGAGGGGGAGACAUAUAUAUUGUUUCUUACAACAUUUGACGGCCGUCUCUCUGCAAAAUACGAUGAUAUCUUCGGCGCCGCUGUAUCUUACAGCAGGGAAAACGAAAGGCAGGUCUUGGCGGCAUUAGGAUGGAAGGAAUGGUCUUCGUGGUCUUCAUGCAGUAGCACGUGUCACGGGGGCGUGCAGGUGAGAGAACGCAACUGCACGAGCCAAGCGCGAGGCUGCGACGGUCCGGCAAGAGAAGAGAGACGCUGCAAUAUUUUCAAAUGUCACGGUUUAAUCGACGUCACCUCCAGACUACUCCGACCACGAUCGCCCUAUAUCAUGCAAUCUGUGGACCGUCCAAACGCCUUCAUCCUCGAUGCUACCUCAAGUGUCCACGUGCCUACAAUUCACGUCAUACCUCGCGGAUUACCGCCGGAUUUCUCCGUCGUCGUCACAGCACGUGCCGAGCCCGGUAACCAUGGUUACCUUCUAUCCAUUACGGAAUUAACCGGAACAGUCCGACUAGGCAUCCGCUUGGGCGAAACCCCGAUUUUUGAAUACACGGAUCACAGAGGGCAGCCGGGAGAUAAGUCUCCGAAAUUCCCGACAAAUCUGGUCGAUGGACAGUGGCACCAAUUUGCGUUCAGUGUGCGUGGGGAAACUGUGAGUUUGUAUGUGGACUGUGCUCUCGAAUUUUCUCGUGCCUUCUCCAGAGAUCAGUGGAGCAGCAUUCCCAUCAACACUGUGACAUCUAUCGGCGGAGUGUUUGGUCAACUCGACCCCAAAACUAAAUUUGUGGGUGAGAUUGAGCAACUGCUGUUGGUAGCGGACCCUGACGUUGCUAGGCAACAGUGUCAACCCUGGCAAGAUGGCAGCACUAGUCUUGAAGCGUCAUUGCCAGCCGCUGCCGUGGUGAACGAACAGCCGCAGCCCUUACAGACGGAGCCAGACGACGCCGGGAACGGGGCCAGUGAGUUGGCCAAAGCUCAGGAGAGAAGAACAAGAUAUGAAGUCACGUGGUCCAGCUGGAGCCCGUGCAGCGUGUCAUGUGACCGGGGUGUGGAGACACGGACGGCGUUCUGCAAGGACAAUACCGUGGCUUUAGAGGAGUGCCUAGGACACGGGAAAUCGAGCCUGGAGAAGAGGCCGUGUUACAGGGAGAAAUGUGAAAAAGAGGUGUGUAAUUUGAAGUGUGUAAACGGUGGCCGCUGUGUAGACAACACAUGUUUAUGUCCUCCGGGAUUUGAGGGGCACAGAUGUCAAAAAGCCCUGUGUUCUCCCCCGUGUCAACAAGGUGGUAAAUGUGUGGCCAGGAACCAGUGUAGUUGUCCCCCAGGGACAAGACUGCCUGACUGUAAACCUAUAUGUGACGGUGGCUGUCUAAAUGGCGGGGAAUGUGUGGCACCCGGGAUGUGCAAGUGUUCCACGCAGUACACGGGAGACAGGUGCCAGACUCCUGUGUGCAGACAUGGUUGUGCUAACGGCGGGAGAUGUGUGGGUCCUAAUAGGUGCUCCUGUAGGAAUGGCUACAUGGGGAGACAAUGUCAGUCCCCAAUCUGUUUUCCUGACUGCCAAAAUGGCGGCUCCUGUGUCAGUCCGUACACGUGCCAAUGCAAGAGCGGUAGUGAGGGGAAAUAUUGUGAGACUUUUACUUGCUCGUCGAAAUGUAUUAACGGUGGCACGUGCACUGGACCGAACACGUGCUCCUGCCCACGUGGUUACACUGGAAACUACUGCCAGACAGCCACCUGCCCCCGUGGAUGUCACAACGGAGGGGACUGUAUAGCCCCUAGCCACUGCCGCUGUAAAAACGGGUUUUAUGGAAAAUCAUGUGAGAAAAAACGUUGCCGUUACGUCCAGACAAGCGAGUCAUACCGAAGAGGCUACCAGAGAAAAUAUAAACAAGCCUAUGAAACAAAGUGUGGGCCUUGGGGCUGGAAAACGUGCACGGAAGUCAGAACCAUCUACAAGACGAUAUACAAGACAUUUUUCAGGCCUGUUUACAAGUGUAUUUAGCCGUAGUGGACAACAUGGCGUUUUUUGUACUCCAGUUGCCUCGUUAUUGUUGCUGUUUGUUGUUAAUUUUUGUAUAUUGGUUUAUUUAUUUUGCUACAGAUAGAAAAUAUAUUUUUAUA